ACUCAAGAUACAGAGCUAGCUCCUCGCUACCUCACCAGUCUCCACUCUUUUCUGUACCAUCUAAGUUGCUCAGGCACGCUUGAACCCAGCCAUGGCAAGCCGAGCGCUCACUCCCUUCCAGCUCACCGCCACCCUCUUGGUGGCGCUCCUCGCCACAUGCCACGCCGGCAGCAUCGCCGUGUACUGGGGCCAGAACGACGGCGAGGCGUCGCUGGCCGAGACGUGCGCGUCCGGAAACUACGAGUUCAUCAUCCUCGCUUUCCUCCCCAAGUUCGGCAAGGGCCAGACGCCGGAGCUGAACCUUGCCAGCCACUGCGACCCUUCUUCGGGUGGUUGUAGAAGCCAGAGCAAGGACAUCAAAGCGUGCCAGCGACGCGGCGUCAAAGUCCUGCUCUCCAUCGGCGGUGGCGACGGGAGCUACGGCCUCUCGUCCCCCGGCGACGCCCGGCAGGUUGCCAUGUACCUUUGGAACAACUAUCUCGGUGGCGCGUCGUCGUCCGGUCCCCUCGGCAACGUCGCGCUUGACGGCAUCGACUUCGACAUCGAGCUUGGCAGUGCCAAGUUCUGGAACAACCUCGCCAGGGACCUCAAGGAUUUGGGCAAAAACGGCGGCAAGACGGUGCUCCUGAGCGCGGCGCCGCAGUGCCCGUUCCCCGAUGAGUGGGACGGCGGUGCGAUCAACACAGGGCUAUUCGACUUUGUUUGGGUGCAGUUUUACAACAACGAGGAAUGUCAGUUCAGUGCGGGGCGUAAGGCAUUCAUGGACGCGUGGAAGAAAUGGGAGUCGGUGCCGGCGGGGAAGAUCUUCCUGGGGCUUCCAGCCUCCAAGGACGCGGCGGGCACAGGGUUCGUCCCUGCCAGCGAGCUCACCUCGCGUGUGUUGCCGCUCAUCAAGGGCUCUCCGAAGUACGGUGGUGUCAUGCUGUGGUCUAAGUUCUAUGACGACCGUACGGGCUACAGCUCCGCCAUCAAAAGCGACGUGUGAUUCUCGUGGCUAUAUGUGUUCAUCCCGGCGAUAUUGCAUGUGGGCGUUUUGUGUACUAUGUUGUUUGCCCUUUUCAUGUUUGUGGUUGUAUUUUUUUAUGUGCAUAUUCUUUGUUGAUGUCUCGGAAUUGUUACUGGAGAGCCCAGUGUAGUUGGCACUAGAUGGUAGCAGUGUGUACAAGCAUUUCAGCACAAUAAACAUCACGCAACA
Triticum urartu is the source of this 1195-nucleotide messenger RNA. Its product is annotated as acidic endochitinase. Gene Ontology annotation, cellular component: extracellular region. Gene Ontology annotation, molecular function: chitinase activity. The record is from RefSeq and is a predicted model, not a curated record. Gene Ontology annotation, biological process: carbohydrate metabolic process. Lineage: Eukaryota; Viridiplantae; Streptophyta; Magnoliopsida; Poales; Poaceae.